This is a messenger RNA of Felis catus (domestic cat), 2254 nucleotides long. RefSeq names its product EF-hand calcium binding domain 7 (gene EFCAB7). Bases 160 to 2049 code for a protein of 629 amino acids. The transcript has 14 exons. Lineage: Eukaryota; Metazoa; Chordata; Mammalia; Carnivora; Felidae. Gene Ontology annotation, molecular function: calcium ion binding. The record is from RefSeq and is a predicted model, not a curated record.
UGUUUGGGGAGGUGCUCUGGUUCUUAUUUCCGUUGGCGGAGAGGUGCCGUUGCCAUGGCAAUUAAAGUAAAGGCCGAGGUCUGUGGAGCUGCAGUGAGAGGAUCGCGGAAUCCGUGGAGAGAAUUGCCUGCGCUUCCUCGUUUGUGAGCUGGAGUUAGAAUGGCCAUCAGUCCAGGAAGAGAUGCAGCUUUCUCCUGUCAGAAGUCAGCACUUUCAGAGAGUCUGCGAACAAAGAAAUUUCCACUAACUGAAGAAGAAAUAUUUUAUAUGAAUUGUAGAGCUGCCUACUUAACUGUUUUUAAAAGCAGCUUAGAAAACAUUAUUUCUAAAGAACAACUUUACUUGGCUCUACAGCAUGCAGGAAGAAAUCCAUCCCAAAAGACCAUUAAUAAGUAUUGGACUCCUGAAACUGCCAAACUGAAUUUUGAUGAUUUUUGUAUAAUUUUAAGGAAGGAAAAACCUACUUCAAAAGCAGAACUACUAAAAUCAUUUAAGCAAUUAGAUGUAAAUGAUGAUGGCUGUAUUUUGCACGCUGAUCUUUAUAAACUUCUAACAAAGAGAGGGGAGAAGAUGACUCGAGAAGAAGUAAAUGCUGUAACAAGUUUGGCAGAUGUAAAUGCUGAUGGCAAAUUUGAUUACAUCAAGUUUUGUAAAUUAUAUGUGACAACCAAUGAGCAAUGUCUCAAAACUACUGUAGAAAAACUGGAAGUUGACAGUAAACUGAGACGUCAACAGUUUGGAAACCACAUUGAAGAACCUCCUGAAAGGGACCCAUCAUCAGUACCAAAACCAUCGCCUAGAAUCAUAAGAAAAACUGAGCAGGAAACAUUCUCAAAUAAAGGUGAUACCAGGAGUUCUUCACUGGCAACAACUAGAAAGUUCAAAACAUCUAUUUCCUUCACAAUUACCAUGGGUGCUAAUAGUAACAGAAACUCAAAGUUAACCGAGCCAAAUUCAAUAAAGGAGUGGCAAUGUGUACAGUCAAAAGGUUGCUUUUUUUUAGAAGAAGAUGGUGAAAUCAUUAGUCAUCAAUAUAGGAUGCAGAUAGCUCAGAGAUCCAUGGUUUAUCUUACAAUUAAACCACUAAACCUGAGUCAAGUUGAAGGAAAACCAUCCCCUUGGUUAUCAAUUGAUACUGCCUUGUAUAUUCUUAAGGAAAAUGAGAGCCAAGCAAAUCUACAACUCAUGUGUUUUACUGAACUACGAAAUAGAGAAGUGUUUGGGUGGACUGGUGAACUAGGACCUGGAAUUUACUGGUUAAUUCCUUCUACAACUGGCUGUAGGCUGAGGAAAGAAAUAAAACCAGUAACUGAAGAAGCCCAACUUGUAUAUAGAGAUGAAACAGGGGAAUUAUUUCUUACAAAGGAAUUUAGGUCAACUUUAUCAGAUAUAUUUGAAGUAAUUGAUUUGGAUGGAAAUGGUCUUCUUAGCCUUGAAGAAUAUAAUUUUUUUGAAUUGAGAACAAGCGGUGAGAAAUGUGAUGAAGAUGCUUGGGCUGUCUGCCGAGACAAUUUUGAUACAAAGAAGAAUGAACUAACAAGACAGGGCUUUAUGGAUCUCAAUCUAAUGGAAGCCAAUGAUCGAGAAGGAGAUCCUCGUGACCUUUGGGUAACUCUACACUCAAUGGGCUACAAUAAAGCUCUGGAACUGACAGAGGCAUGCCCAUUUGUCAUUGAUAUCUAUGGAGACAAAUGCAAGCCAAGAAUUAAAGCUGUCCAUAUGGAGGCAUGCAGUGGGCAACUCGAGAAGGCCAUUUGUAAAUCUGUCCUUAACAAAGGCGAUGCAAGAGUAAUGGAUGGUCAUGAAAAUAUAAUUGUACAUACUUAUAAGCGUGACACCUGGAUAACAUCAGUUAUUGAAAACAAGUCAGAUAAUAAAGUGAUUAUUCACAUCAACAACGAACUAAGUAAAAACUGCGUAAACAACAGAGGACUCAACAUAUUUGCAGUAGAAGUGGCGCCAAAGUCUACAAUGGUUUGUCAACAUGUAAUGCCUGUGAAUGAACGACAAGAAUGGAUAUAUUAUUGUGUGUAUUCCCUUAUAUCUUAAAUAUUGCUUUCUAUUAGAGACUGUCAGGCUAAGAAUUAUUUCAGGUUUAGUCUUUAUUUGUUGAUCAACUAAAUGCUGAUCAAUUUAACUGAUGUAUAUAAACAAUAAUCUAUUUAAUUUGUAUGUAGUUAUAUUUUAUGCCCAUGUUAUAUACUUUAUUAUUAAAAUAUAAAUAAAUAUAAAAUAUAAAUAAUAAUGUUUUUAA